This is a messenger RNA of Mucor mucedo, 483 nucleotides long. RefSeq lists its product as uncharacterized. NCBI's taxonomy places the organism in Eukaryota, Fungi, Mucoromycota, Mucoromycetes, Mucorales, Mucoraceae. Gene Ontology annotation, molecular function: zinc ion binding; nucleic acid binding. The annotation marks the transcript as partial. The transcript has a single exon. The record is from RefSeq and is a predicted model, not a curated record.
UAUGCCACUCCUGCUGUCCCUCAGGAUAACAUCAUUUUGAAGGUCCACCUUUCCAAAUUACCUUUUCUGCCAGUAGCCGACCUUCACGCCACUUUGGUCGAUAAUUUCUCUCGAUAUGGUAAUGUGAGAGACGUUACCAUUUACCUAGACGACGAAUCCAACACAGCUUUCUGUGGCAAUGGUGCUAUCUUUUUGGAUAGAUCAAUCGACCCGACUAACCCUAGAGCCUGGGAUAAACUGACGUAUAAAAUUGAUUUGGGCAAUCAGUCCUUUUGUCUUGGAAAAUGGGCUAAAAUGGAGUCACAUUGCGUAUAUUGUAAACAAAUGGGUCAUACCCGUAAGGACUGUCAAGAAAUCCCAACCAUUAGCAAGACAUGUUAUCUAUGCGAUAGACGCGGACACCUUGCUCGCCACUGUCCCCGCUCUCAUGGUAACUCAAUUGCAUCCUCAAAGAAACGAGUUCGUAACGAGGAACAACCUUUU